GACACCACAGCUCGGAUCUUCAUGCGUGGAAAAUGACAGUGGCAGCCAUUCAUCCGUGCUGGUGAUCGUGAAUUACGCGUGGAUCGCCGUGAACCCUCUCCUUUGAGCGCGCAGUGUCUUUUCGUGAUCCACCCCACUGAUCUUGCAGACUGUAAUCUCAUCUGUGUCAAACCGCAGCUGCCCUUUCCCCUCGGACACAUCACUGGGUGUUUGGAUGGCGUUUCUACCCCAACUUUAGAUAAAAACAAUAGAGAAAACUUGACAUCGACUAUUUGGCUGGAUGCGCGUUUGGAUGUGGGCUGAAAUGGAGAUCUGACCGUAUUAAACUUUCAACCAGGGGAAGAUAUGGAUCCAACAAGUAAAGAAAGGCGACUUUUAUUCUUCCUUUUCUUUGCUGUUUGUACAACAUGCGUUUGUUUUGGUUCAAGAAGGUUAAAUAACCGGAGAUCUGACCGCCUGAGUCCUCCGUUAGACAUCCAGCUGGAGGCGCUGAACUGCACCGCCUUCAGCGUACGAUGGAAGAUGCCUCGGAGGCACGUGAGCACAAUCACUGGAUACAAGGUCUUUUACACAGAAAUGAAGAAUGGUCGCCCAGUUGCCACCACCUCCAUCAUGGAGGUGCCACUCAGUUUGGACAUGCUAACCACUGGGCAGUUUGAUGGGCAAGCCAACUUUGAUGUCGACAUUGGCAACCUGAAGAUGAACGCUAAGUACAGAGUGAGUGUUGGAGCUUAUGGCUGGGCAGGAGAAGGUAGACCCAGCAUGCCCAGAGACAUCAGUACAGCUUCACAUGAAAUGUGCAUGCCCCCCUCACCCCCGACCCAGCCAGUUGUCAUAGCCGUAUCAGACACAGAGCUGGCGUUGUCGUGGCAGCAAGGAGAGAGUGAGGGAAGUGCACCUGUUCUUCACUUCCUGGUGGCUUACAUCAGGCCAGAAAUGGACACGGAAUGGACGUACAUCCGAGAGCCCAUUGACACCACCUCCAUGGUUUUAAAAGGGCUAAUGCCAGACACAGAAUACCAGUUUGUUGUCAGAGCUGUCAACAUGCACGGAGUAAGCCCACCUAGCCAAAUCAACAACCCAGUUCGCACACAUGGUAAGGUCAGAUACCGGGGUGGUGAUGCUCAAAUGAUACAAAGAUUUGUUCUGAUGUUUGUGACAGGUACAUCAGAUGUUGCCAGUGGUGAUUUUGGCCGUUACAUUGCCAACUCCGGAAUCGAAGAUGAAGAUGGAUUUGACUUUGACGACUCAGAUUAUGACGUCUUUAUCGAAGAGCUGAAGCCAUUUCCAGGUAUCAGUGAGGGUAACAAGAAAUCUCAACUCCGUUCACACUCUGGUCCUCCAUCUGGUCAAAACGUUGUUUAUCGGAUGAACACUGUAGAGCCCCCGAAUGUCACGGCUCAACCUUUUUCCACAACCCUUGCAUUCAUCUUCUCGGAUUUCACAGAUCUGGUUUUUACAGCCACCGCUGAGCCAAAUAGUGCACCUGACACCAUGACUACGACUCCUUUUACCCCAACCAGCACUCCUGCGUCCACCACUCCAACCAUCUCCCCCUGGCGAGGAGAGGUACCUCGUGUUUAUGAGCUGGACUGUGAGGACACUGUGUGUCCGUCAGACAGUUUCUGUCUCAGUGAUGAUGUGAGCGGAGGUUCACGCUGCCAUUGUAACCUUGGACGCAGAGGGGACACCUGCUCUGAGGUCAUUACAAUUAACUUUCCCAGAUUCUAUGGCUACUCUCACAUGACCUUUGAACCCCUAAAGAAUUCCUACCAGACCUUUCAGAUCACUUUGGAGUUCAAGGCGGAGUCUGUAGAUGGUUUGCUACUUUACUGUGGAGAGAACGAGCACGGCCAUGGUGACUUCAUGUCUUUGGCUUUGGUUCGAGGAAAACUGCACUACAGGUUUAACUGUGGAACUGGACCUGCUCAGAUAGUCAGCGAGAGCCGUAUUGUUCUGGGUCAGUGGCACACGGUGACUGUCUUCAGAGACGGCAUGAAUGGAUGGAUCCGUAUGGACAACGACAACCCGAUAAGUGCACGCUCACAGGGUCAGUACACUAAGAUAACUUUCCGCUCCCCAUUAUAUGUGGGUGGAUCUUCAAGAGCUUACGGGCUGCUCAAAGCAACGGGAGCAAAUCGUGGUUUUGUCGGCUGCCUUCAGAGUCUGACCAUCAACAACAAGGCGACAGACAUCAGGCCAUGGCCUCUGGGCAAAGCGCUGAGUGGAGCUGAUGUUGGUGAAUGCAGCGACAGCGUGUGCGACCUGGUCAGUUGUGCCAACGGAGGCGUUUGCUUUGCAAACCGUGCUGACGACUACAUUUGUUUGUGUGCACUUGGCUACAGGGGAGUGCUUUGUGAGGAGAGUUUUUUACUGUCCUCACCGCUUUUUAAUGAAACCGUGUUUUCAUACGCCGUCAUCCCGUGGCCCCAGUCCUCUCAGAGUUACCUCUCCUUUAUGGAGUUUGAGGUGACGUUCCGGCCGUCAUCGCCCAAUGGGGCGCUCCUGUACAGCGACGAUGCAGAGAGCAGAGACUUCUUGGCUAUCAAUCUGGUCGACGGAUAUGUGGAGUUUAGAUUUGACUGUGGCUCUGGAGAAGCUAUUCUAAGGAGUGAGGAGCAGAUCAGUCUGGACUCAUGGCAUGAACUGAGAGUGUCUCGCACAGCAAAGAGUGGAAUCCUGCAGGUGGACAACCAAAGGCCAGUGGAGGGAAUUGCUGAGGGAGCGUUUACUCAGAUCAACUGCAGCUCCCCCCUCUACGUUGGUGGGGUGCCUGUUUAUGAGAAAACCAAGACGACAGCAAGUGUAAGGAAACCCUUCUCUGGAGUCAUUCAGAAGUUGAUUCUCAAUGACCGCACCAUCCCAAUCACCACCAGCUCUGCUGGUGGAGUUAAUGUUCAAAACUCCGCUCACCCGUGUGUGGAAAGUCCCUGCGCCAAUGGAGGGACCUGCAGGCCUAAGUGGGACAGCUAUGAGUGUGACUGUCCCCUAGGCUAUGACGGGAGGCACUGCCAGAAAGAAUGUGGGAAUUACUGUUUGAACAUUGUUACAGAAGCCAUAGAGAUCCCACAGUUUAUUGGCAGAAGUUACCUGAUCUAUGACAACAGAGACAUUCUUAAAAGAGUUUCUGGCUCCAGGACAAACCUCUUCAUGCGCUUUAAGAGCACGGCUAAGGAAGGUUUGUUGCUCUGGAGAGGAGACAGUCCAAUGAGACCCAACAGUGACUUCCUCUCAAUGGGUCUCCAGGAUGGAGCUCUCAUUUUCAGCUAUAAUUUGGGCAGUGGUGUGGCAAAUAUCACUGUCAAUGGGACUUUCAGCGAUGGAAAGUGGCACAGAGUCAAGGCUGUAAGGGAUGGCCAAUCAGGAAAGCUGACAGUUGAUGACUACGGAGCAAAAACAGGCAGAUCACCCGGCAUGAUGAGACAACUCAACAUCAAUGGACCUUUAUACGUUGGUGGCAUGAAAGAGAUCGCCCUGCACACCAGCAGACAGUAUGUCGGAGGCUUGGUGGGCUGCGUGUCCCAUUUUACUCUCUCCACUGAUUAUCACUUGGCUUUGGUGGAGGACGCGUCAGAUGGCAAGAACAUAAACACCUGUUCCAACUAAAGACAAUCUUCAGUGAAGCACCAGAUGAUGGGGCCCUUUUCCCCACUGGGCCAUCUUGUUUGUCAACUGUUUAGCAGCAUCAAAUAAAACGAAAACCAAA
Nothobranchius furzeri (turquoise killifish) is the source of this 3706-nucleotide messenger RNA. The record is from RefSeq and is a predicted model, not a curated record. NCBI's taxonomy places the organism in Eukaryota, Metazoa, Chordata, Actinopteri, Cyprinodontiformes, Nothobranchiidae.